CGACUGCACUGCAUUCUACAUCUUGAUAUCCAUUUUGAUGCCCUUUAGUGAUUGGUCCUGUUAUCCAUGCCACAGGCAUCCUGAUGAUCGUUGUGGAGCGACUAGGGGGUGUUGGGGGGAGUGGUCGGGGKGGKGGGGRUYGCCAGGGKGGGGAGUGUGAGGAAGGAGGGGAGGGGGGGGGGGAAGGGGUGUGCUUUCCGAUGAUUCUGUGGCGUGUUGCUGGGGGACAUGUCUUGCUUGCGACUUGGAUUACAGUUAAUAUAUUUUUUAACUACUUCCACUGCGUCAGGACCAAUCCAGGAAAUCCCCCCGAUGUGGUGGAUGCAGAUGCCGAAACGCUUGAAUCAUUGAAGUCAGAGCCUGAGAUUGAAAAGGGGAAAGGGUUCUCUCGUUGGUGUAAACGCUGCAAGAAGGUCAAACCGCCUUUGACUCAUCACUGCCAUGUGUGUAGAAAUUGCAUCUUGAGAAUGGACCAUCACUGUCGUAUCCUUUUGAACAACGCAGGGAAUUAAUGCGGCUCAUAGAACUGCACUUGGUCAAACUUUGUCAAAGUUAAUAAUACACUUUUUCUUUCUUUCUUUCUUUCUUUCUUUCUUUCUGCCUUUCUUCCUUUCUUUGUUUGAUAAGCCCCUCAGAUGAUGAUGGGUGCCAAGCUGCUGGCAUCUGCAGCAGCAACAAGACACCAGGCAGAACCAAUGGGCAGCAGGCACAGAGGCACCAGGUGCCAGCAGCUGUGAGAGCAGCAGUGGCAUCAACAACAAAAGGCAACAAGACAC
Messenger RNA from Chara braunii, 776 nucleotides. Lineage: Eukaryota; Viridiplantae; Streptophyta; Charophyceae; Charales; Characeae. The record is from the annotation of a GenBank genome assembly.